Emiliania huxleyi CCMP1516 is the source of this 970-nucleotide messenger RNA. RefSeq lists its product as hypothetical. Bases 65 to 970 code for a protein of 301 amino acids. The record is from RefSeq and is a predicted model, not a curated record. Lineage: Eukaryota; Haptophyta; Isochrysidales; Noelaerhabdaceae. The transcript is spliced from 3 exons. Gene Ontology annotation, cellular component: membrane.
UACUCCUCGCGGCCAACGCCGCCAAAUUUUAUCCACCUAGCCCGCCGCCGCCGGAGCCCUCGCGAUGGCCUCACGCUCGCCUGCUGAGCCGCCUCCGCAUUCGCGGGUGACACCCGAGGGCCCGGCUGCGUGGCGCAGCGGCUGGCGUUGGGCGGUGCUCGGCUCCUUCUCGUACCUCUCCGCUUCAAACGCCUUCAUGUGCAUGGACUUUUCGGAUGACUACGGGCUAAACGAGCGGCUGCUCCGAUCCGGCGAGGCUGACGUCGCUCUCCUCUACUCCCUCUUCCUCCUCUCCGUCGUGCCUGUGAUGCCGCUCGCCGCGUGGGGAGUCGUGCGGCAUCACUGGAGCACGGUCGCGUUCGCCAAUGCGCUCAACGUCGCCGGAGGAUGGCUCCGAUACCUCGCUGUCGUCCGCUCCUCGUAUGCGCUCGCGGUCCUCUCGAGCCUCGUCUGCGGCGGCGCGGCGGCGGUCGUCGUCUGCUCCUUCACUGCCGUCUCUGAGCGCUGGUUCCGCCCUUCGCACCGCGGCUUGGCGACCUCGAUAGCGGUCCAGUCCAACUACCUCGGCUGGGCGCUGGGCUCGCUCAUCGGCGCGGGCGAGGCGGGCGAGGCGGAGCGUCUGAUGGCACUCUCGGGUAUCGGCACGAUCGGCUUCAUCGGCCUCGCGCUCUCCCGCGCAGUCGAGCUCGCUGACGGCGCGUACGCCGUCGGCGCGGUGGAGAUGCUCGUGCAGGGCUUCGGCGGCGGCCUCUCGGCGCUCUCCGCCUCUUGCACCGUCGGCCUCGCCGGGUGCGUCGCCGUGCAGUGGCUGGCUGUCACCGCCCUCGCCGCCGCCUACGGCUGCCGGCCGGGGAGGCCGUCGGCGGGGGGAAGGCUGGCAGCGGUGGCGGGGGCGGUGGUUGGGGAUGCGGCGCCGGCAGAUUCGAUGCGCCAGCCGCUCGCGGGGGGCGACGCGGCGCGGGAGAGUUGA